Messenger RNA from Syngnathus typhle (broad-nosed pipefish), 3304 nucleotides. It is a transcript of the gene relb, whose product is annotated as v-rel avian reticuloendotheliosis viral oncogene homolog B. Gene Ontology annotation, biological process: cellular response to stress; inflammatory response; non-canonical NF-kappaB signal transduction. Lineage: Eukaryota; Metazoa; Chordata; Actinopteri; Syngnathiformes; Syngnathidae. The transcript is spliced from 9 exons. The coding region runs from base 1054 to 2520 and encodes 488 amino acids. Gene Ontology annotation, molecular function: DNA-binding transcription factor activity, RNA polymerase II-specific; RNA polymerase II cis-regulatory region sequence-specific DNA binding. The record is from RefSeq and is a predicted model, not a curated record. Gene Ontology annotation, cellular component: cytoplasm.
GCUUUCACUAUUAUCUGGUGCAUGAAGUGCAGGGAAUCCAAGUAAACAUGGAGGUCAUGAUUUUAGAAAGCUACAUCGUCAUACACAGAGAUUAAAAGUUAAUGUCGAGCAGAAUCCUCAAAUGGAUUGUGUUUGAAUUUUGAAGUUCCUAUUUGACUUUGAGCCAAGCCCAAUAAUCCAAGUGGUUCCCAACUAUUAUGCCUCGCCACACUGGCAUGCAGUGACAGAUCAUCAAGGUUGCCGUGGGAAUGAAUCCAAUUUCACACAAUGUGUCUGAUCAUUGUGAUUCAUUUCUUGAAACUGAUCUUUAUUCAUUCGUGGCGUAAAGUGACAGACAGAAAAAAAUAUAUAAUUUGUGAGUAAAUCGAGACAAGUUGUGCCUUUUGUCACCUAUGAAUUUUUUGUGUGUGUAAAAUCGGUGCUGAAAAAAUGCUUUAAGAACCUCGCAGGAAUAUCCCAGUAACAACACUUUGCUAACUUGGCAGAAGUCAUGUGAUUUCUCGUGGGCCAAGCAGUCAGGCAGGUCUUACUGUAAACCACGCGACUCAGCCAACACGGCUUUUAUCGCUUGCCGACGUUACGUCACAGUCAAAGAAACUCCAUGGAAGGAAUUGCGAAGCCGAGCUGUAACUUGACCCCUACUUUCGUUUUGCCCGUCCUCUACUAGCCAAAACCCUCCCCGAUGGGGUGAAAGGUCACAUUCUUGGCCGGGAGCCGCUCUUCCAUUGGUCGUUGACUGUGAGCUGACUUCCUAUUUCCUUUGGGCUGGCGCCGCUCAGCUCGUUUCUUUUUUGCGUUUGUCGAAUGCUUUACGCCGGCAACGAGAGCACGCUACCUCAGGCAAGAUGACGGCACGUUGAGCGGCUGGGUCUCCUUUACUGUCUGCUGCUGCUUCUCUUUGUUCCCUAGAGGUUGGCUCGCUUGAAUUCCUACCGCAUGAUGUCAUAUUAAGCCAUCCGGUCCGCGGCUCACUUGUUUUUAGCUGCGUUCGAUAUCGUCCGGUCAAGCUGCAGCUUCACCCCACCUCUCCAGCAGCUCUGCUCGCCCCGGGACAUGUCUCAAUGCCCGCCUCCCCAUCCUCAAGCCGGCUCCUCCCGCCACGGUCGCGGCCACCCGCGCCCGCUAACCUCCAAGCCCUUCAACGCCGCCGCCGCCGCUAAGAGCCGGUCCGGGGUGGAGAUGCUGGAGCGCAGUCUGGAGAAGCCCAAGCUGGUGGUGGUGGAGCAACCCAAAGAGCGAGGCAUGAGGUUUCGCUAUGAGUGCGAAGGCCGCUCGGCCGGCAGCAUCCUGGGCGCGUCGGGCAGUGAAAGCAACAAGACUCAGCCUGCCAUCGAGAUUCAAGGUUCCAUCGAGCACUUGAAGAAGGUCACGGUCACGGUUUCCCUGGUGACCAAAGACCCCCCACACCGGCCGCACCCCCACUGCCUGGUGGGAAAAGACUGCCCGAAGGGAUCGGGCAUCUGCGUGGUGACGUUGAAUCCUCACAGCAACCGGCGCCACAGCUUCGCCAACCUGGGCAUCCAGUGCGUGAGGAGGAAAGAACUUGACGUCUCAUUGCAAAAAAGAAGAAGCCAGAAUAUUGACCCGUUUUUAACUGGUCACUCCAAGGGCAUCGAGGACAUGGACAUGAACGCCGUGCGUUUGUGUUUCCAGUGCGAGCUGGAGUGGGAGGACGGCACGACGGACAGUCUCAGUCCCGUGGUGUCCAACCCCGUCUACGACAAAAAGGCCACCACGACAUCCCAGUUAAAAAUCAGCCAGCUGAACCAGUACACGGGACCCAGCACUGGCAAGACGGAGAUCUACAUGCUGUGUGACAAAGUGCAGAAAGAUGAUAUCGAGAUCAUCUUCCGGCGCGGCUCUUGGAAAGCAAACGGCGAGUUCGCCCAGACGGACGUCCACCGGCAGAUCGCCAUCGUCUUCAAAACGCCCCCCUACCAGGACCGGGACAUCGCGGAGGAAGUGGACGUCUGCGUCACCCUGCGCCGGCUGUCCGACCAAAUGGAGAGCGAGCCGGUCACCUUCACGUACCUGCCGUAUAAUCCAGAUCCAUAUGAGGUGAAGCGCAAGAGAAAGAUCAAGUCAGACAUGAACUUCCAAGACAACGUCACAGCCGAGUGCGCAGCGGCACCGGAACAGACCUUCCACUUCGCUCACGCCAUGUCAUCACCGUGCUCAGCCCAGGCGGGGCCCGGACCUUCGGGGGAGAUGUGCUACCCUGAGCCCCUGGAUGCCAACAUGGACAGUAAAGAUAUGGCCCUCCUCAACCAGCUGAUGGAGAUGCCCGCCCUUGUGGACUUGUUUUCAGACUUACCCAGCGUCUCAGCCAUGCCUGAGACUAGUCAGGCCCCCUUUCCCAACAUGGACCCCAACCAGAACCUCGGCCUGUACACGCAGGACUUCUCUCAUUACGCCGACUUGCAGUUCAACAUGCUGGUCAACGGGAACUGGGAAAUGCAGACCGAGCCGCCGGCCAGCCCGUCCAACGUGGUGCAGGUGAAGACCGAAGACGACCUAUGAGGGCACGAAACUCCGGGUAAUAGUCUGCACCGCAACCGUCACUUAAACAACAUCUUUCCAUUUUGUUUCAGCUAACAUCAUAUAACAUUAACUUCCUGUAGUUAAGUAGUAAAUUAACUAGUGCUAGUCAAUCAUAAGGACUUGUUUAUGCAGGGGCUGUUCUUGUGUAUCAAAGUAAAAAAAAUGAUGACCGCGUCAGUAGCCACAAAAUGUACUCAAAAACAAGUACUGCUAUUUUUUUUUUUAGAAAUUGUUUUGAAUACACUUUUCUUUGUUUACACAUGAAACAGUGCAAUUGGCUCACCUAAAAAAAUAUUCCAUAGCCAUUUUUCCUACGUUUCAUGAAGGUUUGUCCAUUCAAGAUUGAUAAAGGGAAAAGUAUAUGAAAUGUAGUCUCGAUUUAAUCUCAAAUGUGUCUUUUUUUUUUCUCCCUCCCACAAAAGCUGACACGAUGUAAAGCAUUGAUUUAUUACUUAAACUGCUCGCAAAUUCAUUCUGAAGGCCUUGCUGGUCAUGGCUUUAGUGAAAGGGAGCCGCUCAGCAUUGCCAAAUACUUGAGUGUAUAUGUGUAUAGUAUUUGUUUAUUUUAUAAAUUGUCAUGUGCCUAAAUUUAGACUGAAAAAUUCUGAACUGUUUUCUUGUCAUUAUUGAGUCAUGGGAUAUUUCAAGUUUCACUCUCAAAAGGAACUGUCGUGUUUGUCAGAGCACUUAAACAAACCUGUCGAACAUUCCAAUGUAAAUAAACACUGCGAUGACGGGAAAAGUAAAACAUGACAAAAAUCAA